This is a messenger RNA of Suillus fuscotomentosus, 1437 nucleotides long. RefSeq lists its product as uncharacterized. The record is from RefSeq and is a predicted model, not a curated record. Bases 1 to 1437 code for a protein of 478 amino acids. The transcript has 10 exons. NCBI's taxonomy places the organism in Eukaryota, Fungi, Basidiomycota, Agaricomycetes, Boletales, Suillaceae.
AUGCAAGCUAUCAACAAUCACUCGGAGGAUGAUGAUUUUUAUCCCAAUAAUCAGAUGGACUACCAACAUGAUGUUGAUAUGGGGCGGACCGAUUCAAAUGGUGACCCACCAUCAUCUGGAACAGCAUCGCCUGCACCCCAGCACAACAUUGACAAUAUCAAAGUGGAAUACCACCCCAAUAGUGGUAGACCCACCAAAGUGUACCACUUUGAGGACUAUGGACAUGGUCCUGGUGCCCCACCAGUAGUUCCAGAAGCAGAUCCUACACCCUGGCAGCCGUUUCGCACUUGUAUUGACUUUGAGGUUGCGGAACUUGCUCAUGAUGCUGGACUCUCUCAUGAGCAGCUGGAUGGGCUCAUUCACCUCAUCCAUCGCAGCAGGAUUGAGCUCUUUACCCUCAAGAAUUGCAAAGAUGUAAGAGACACAUGGGACACAGCGUCAUUCAAGAUGACACCUUUUACAAAGGAGGAAGUGAUUGUGCCCUUCCGAGGUGUUGAUCAAACAUUUUUGCUAUUUCAUCAUUCACUGUGGGACUGGGUCACCAAUUUACUUCAAGAUCCACAAGUAGGUCCGAACUUUGUCUUCAAUGCGCCAAGGCUGUCAAAGUUCAACGGCAAGAAGUUUGUUCAAUUCAUUCAUGAACCAUGGACCACUAAUGCAAUCUGGGAGUAUCAGGUAAAGGAAGAUAAGAAACAUUCAGGAAAGCCCGCCUUUGUCAACUUCAAGAAUGUGGUAUGGCAUGCCUCGUUUAUGAAGAUUCUUGACUGUCUGGUGCCACUAUCGAGGUUUGGUUCUUCCGUAAAAUGCUGGGAUGAUCUUAUUCGUGUCUUCUAUCCAAUUGUACUAAUACUAUCUGCAGACUAUGAAGAACAGGCUGUAAUGGCAUUGAUUCAUGGUUUGAUGGGCAAAUUUCCUUGUCCUAUCUGUCUAGUACCUUGUGAUGAGCUUUCAAAUACUCUCAAGGCAAGAGAGCAGAUCUUGAGUUCUCAGAGCCUCCAUGAUGUCGAUGCUGAUGUCCAGAUUGACAGCUUCUUUCAAUCAAUUCCGCAUUGGCGAAACCUGAAUCACUUUGAUCAGGUUAUACCAGUAUCGUUCUCUGAUGGAACAAAAUAUGAAGACAUCUCUAAGCUUAUUGUAGUUGCAGCGCAUAAUGUAUUUGACCAUGAUACGGAUCCAGAGGCAUAUCUCCUGCUCUGCUGUAUCCGAAACUAUGUAGAGUUUAAUAUGUAUGCUUCGUUAGAAGUCCAUACUGAAGAUACCAUCAAAAAUGGCCGGGAAGCAUUGUCAAAGCUCACUGAAUUGAUGGAUAAAUACAUUGAGGAUACAGCAGAGAUUUCCAAGAAGUCCUGGAAUUUCCUCAAGAAACAUCUUUCUGCCCAUCUCUUUGAUGAUAUUGAGGCAAAAGGUGUUUCAAAACUACAGCACCAAGCCGAAUAA